Emys orbicularis (European pond turtle) is the source of this 3681-nucleotide messenger RNA. RefSeq names its product dermatan sulfate epimerase like (gene DSEL). Gene Ontology annotation, molecular function: chondroitin-glucuronate 5-epimerase activity; sulfotransferase activity. The record is from RefSeq and is a predicted model, not a curated record. The transcript has a single exon. Bases 1 to 3681 code for a protein of 1226 amino acids. NCBI's taxonomy places the organism in Eukaryota, Metazoa, Chordata, Testudines, Emydidae.
AUGGCUCUUAUGUUUACAGUACAUAUUUUAUUCCUAGCGUUAGCGAUGUUUGCUCUCUCCACUUUUGAAGAAUCUGUAAGCAAUUACUCUGACUGGGUGACUUUCACAGAAAAUGUGGAUCAAUAUGAGAAACAGAAACUGCAAGAUUUCAGUGCCAACCAGAAGCUGAAAAAAGCCGUUCUUCAUCCAAGCUUAUAUUUUGAUGCUGAAGAUAUCCAAGCACUGAGGCAAAAGUCUCGUACAAGCCAUUUACAUCUGUUCAGAGCUAUCAGAGGUGCAGUGACAGUUAUGCUGUCCAACCCAUCAUACUACCUACCUCCACCCAAGCAUGCUGAUUUUGCUGCAAAGUGGAAUGAGAUUUAUGGUAACAAUCUGCCUCCCUUAGCUUUUUAUUGUUUGCUAUGCCCGGAAGAUAAAGCUGCCUUUGAUUUUGUUCUAGAAUACAUGGACAGAAUGGCUGGCUACAAAGACUGGCUGGUUGAGAAUGCUCAUGGAGAUGAAGUGCCACUUGGCCACUCCUUAACAGGUUUUGCCACUGCUUUUGACUUCUUAUAUAGCUCACUGGAUAACAUCAGAAGACAAAAAUAUCUAAAGAAGAUAUGGGUUGUGAGUGAGGAAAUGUACGAAUAUUCAAAAGUCCGCUCAUGGGGAAAGCAACUUCUCCAUAACCACCAAGCCACUAAUAUGCUAGCACUGCUCACAGGCGCCCUGGUUACUGGGGUGGACAAAAAAUCUCAGACAAAUAUUUGGAAACAUGCUGUAGUUGAUGUGAUGGAAAAAACCAUGUUUCUGCUCAAUCACAUCGUAGAUGGUUCUUUGGACGAAGGAGUAGCUUACGGCAGUUACACAGCUAAGUCAGUAACCCAAUAUGUUUUCCUGGCCCAGCGUCAUUUUGGUAUUAAUAACCUAGAAAACAAUUGGCUGAAAAUGCACUUUUGGUUUUAUUAUGCCACACUGUUACCAGGCUAUCAGAGGACUGUGGGCAUAGCAGAUUCUAAUUAUAACUGGUUUUAUGGCCCUGAAAGCCAGCUGGUUUUCCUGGAUAAGUUUGUAAUGAAGAAUGGAGCUGGCAAUUGGCUGGCACAACAGAUUAGAAAGCACAGGCCCAAGGAUGGCCCGAUGGUGCCAUCCACCGCACAAAGGUGGAGCACACUUCACACUGAAUACAUCUGGUAUGCUGCAGAACUAACUCCUCAACCUCCCCAUGACUAUGGCACUGCUAAGAUGCAUGUGUUUCCUAACUGGGGGGUUGUUACUUAUGGGGCUGGGUUGCCAAAUACUCAAACCAAUACCUUUGUGUCUUUUAAAUCUGGAAAGCUUGGUGGCCGUGCAGUCUAUGACAUAGUUCACUUUCAGCCAUAUUCCUGGAUUGAUGGAUGGAGGAGUUUCAAUCCAGGGCAUGAACAUCCAGAUCAGAACUCCUUUACUUUUGCCCCCAAUGGACAGGUUUUUGUAUCCGAGGCCCUAUAUGGACCCAAGUUCAGCCACUUGAAUAAUGUACUGGUGUUUGCUCCAUCUCCUACAAGUCAGUGUAAUCAACCUUGGGAGGGACAACUUGGGGAGUGUGCACAGUGGCUUAAGUGGAUUGGUGAUGAGGUUGGAGACUCAGCUGGAGAGAUUAUAACAGCCUCUCAGUAUGGGGAGAUGAUGUUUGUGAGUGGUGAGGCAGCAUCUGCCUACUCUUCUGCAAUGAAACUGAAAAGCGUGUAUCGUACUUUGCUACUCCUAAAUGCUCAGACAUUGCUAGUAGUAGACCAUAUUGAGAAGGAGAAAGACUCUCCCCUCAGCUCUGUCAGUGCCUUCUUUCAUAAUCUUGACAUUGAUUUUAAAUAUAUACCCUAUAAGUUUAUGAACAAAUAUAGUGGAGCCAUGAUGGAUGUGUGGGAUGCUCACUAUAAGAUGUUUUGGUUUGAUCAUCAUGGGAGUAGUCCUGUUGCCAGGAUACAAGAGGCAGAGCAAGCAGCAGAGUUCAAAAAGCGGUGGACUCAGUUCAUAAAUGUUACCUUUCCUAUGAAAACCACUGUUACAAGAAUCGCAUAUGUGUUCUAUGGACCGUAUGUUAAUGUUUCUAACUGCAGGUUCAUAGACGAUUCCAAAUAUGGAUUUCAAAUUUUUCUAAAUGUCAACAACACUGAAAAUAUUGUCUCCAUUGUGACUGAAUAUGACAGUAUGAGGACAAGGUUCAAUUAUUUGGGAUUUGGUGGCUUUGCCAAGGUAGCUGAUCAAAACAAAGUUAUCAAAUUUGGUCUAGGCACUGAAGCUGUACGAGAACAGAUAACAAAUAAUAGAACAGUUUUCCCAUUUGGAUUCAAAGUGAAUAUAAUAGCAGGAUUAGUUUUGGGCAUUAGUUUGGUUAUACUGGCUUUUCAGUGGCGGUUUUACAUUUCCUUCAGCAAAUUGUUGCGCUGGAUACUAAUACUGGUUAUCACACUGUGGUUUAUUGAACUGUUGGAUGUAUGGAGCACUUGCACUCAGCCUAUCUGUGCAAAAUGGAGCAGUGAUAUCAUAAAUGUAGACCCCGAUACAGGCAAUACAGCCAAACAGUUAAAAGAAAACCCUGUUGUUUUGCCAGAUGUGGUAAUUACCUCACUUCCCAGUUCUGGAGCAGACAUUUUAAAGCAACUUUUUUUUAACAGCAGUGAUUUCAUAUACAUCAGGAUCCCUACAACUUACCUUGAUAUUCCUGAAACUGAAUUUGAAAUUGACCCAUUUGUAGAUGCAUGUGAAUGGAAGGCUUCUGAUAUCCAAAGUGGCCGUUUCCGUCUACUCCGAGGCUGGCUCCAAUCCCUAGUCCAAGACACAAAACUGCAUUUACAAAAUAUUCAUUUACAUGAAGCCAGCAGAAGUAAAUUAGCUCAGCAUUCUACCAUAAGUAAGGACAAAAAGAAAAGAUCCAGAAAGAGAGAGUCUUUGUCAGAACAAAGAAGUAGAACAAGAGGAAAAUUAGACAAAGAUGCUGAAUACGUUAGGGAACUGAGGAGACACCUUGCCUAUUAUCCAAAUGCACGUCCUGUGCUUAGUUUAAAUAGUGGGAGCUGGACAUUAAAGCUUCCUUUCUUUCAAGAAAUCAUAGGUCCCUCAAUGAGGGCAUUGUAUGUAGUAAGGGAUCCUCGGGCAUGGAUCUACUCAAUGUUGUAUAAAAGUAAGCCAAGCCUUUACUCCUUGAAAAAUGUUCCACAGCACUUAGCUAUGCUGUUUAAAAUGGAAGGCGGGAAAGAAAAGUGUGGUUUAAAUUCAGGCUAUGCCUUUGAAUAUGAAUCACUGAGGGAAGAACUCUUGGAUUCUAGGUCAAAUGCAGUUUCCGUGCUGUCCCAUUUGUGGCUAGCAAACACAGCAGCAGCGCUGCGAGUAAAUGGGGAUCUGCUGCAGACAAAUUAUCAGCUGGUCAAGUUUGAAGAUAUUGUGAGCUCUCCUCAGAAGACAGCUGAAGCAAUUUAUGCUUUCCUUGGUAUUCCUCUGUCUCCUGCUAGCUUAAACCAAAUAUUGUUUGCCACCUCCACCAAUCUUUUCUACCUUCCUUAUGAAGGUGAAAUAUCACCAACUAGUAUUCAUGCCUGGGAACAAAAUAUGCCUAUUGAGGAAAUUAGACUGAUUGAGGACAUCUGCUGUACCUUGAUGGACCACUUAGGAUAUCCAAAGUUUACAGUUCAAAUGCUGCAGGUCAGCAGUAGUUUGCACUAA